GCCACGUGGUAGGGCAUUCGUUUGCUGUCACAGAGGCUCGCGUCGCACACCGCCCGGCAUCGGCGACGCGUUCGGCUCGCUUCGGCUCGCGCUCGGCGUUCACCAGCACACGGCAGCACCAUGGGGGCGGACGACACCAGGGAGCUCGGCAGCGCCGGCAAGAAGGUGGCCGCGCAGUGCGGCUCCGACAUGAUGCCCCCCGCGGGGGUGGCGGUCGGCCAGGGCGCCUGGGCCCUCUCCAAGAACUUCCUCAAGUACCGCGACGACAUCCGCAACAUGGAGGUGCGGCCCGACGACGUCUGGGUGCUGUCCUUCCCCAAAUGCGGCACGACGUGGACGCAGGAGAUGGUGUGGCUGCUCGGGAAUGAAUGUGACACGGCCGCCGCCAGGGACACGCCGCUGUACUUCCGCUUCCCCUUUCUCGAGUUCACGGCCCUCGGCAUGCCGGAGGGAGAGCCCGACGUCAACACCGUGGAGAUCAUCGAGGGCUUGCCCAGGGACCAGCCGCGCUUCAUCAAGAGCCACUUGCCGCUGGAGCUACUGCCCAAGGACCUGUUCAAGGUCAACCCCAAGCUCAUUUACGUGACGAGAGACCCGCGCGACGCCUUCGUCUCCUACUACCACCACUACCGCAUGAUCAACUCGUACGACGGCGACAUGGACGACUUCUUCGAGGCGCUGCUGGCCGACGAGGUGCUCUUUGCCCCGUUCUGGAAGCACGUCCUCGAGUUCUGGGAGCUUCGCGACAGAGACAACUUCCUCUUCAUCACCUUCGAGGAGAUGAAGAAGGACCUGCGAUCCGUGCUACGGCGCACGGCCAGCUUCCUCGGCGUGGAGAUCCCGGCGGACAAGGAGGACGCCGUCCUGGAGCACCUGAGCUUCGCGUCCAUGAAGAACAACCCGUCCGUGAACCUGCAGGACUUCAUCAAGCCCAAGACCAAGGAAGACUCCUUCAUCCGGCAGGGCGAGGCGGGCGGCUGGAAGAAGCGGCUGAGCGAGGAGCAGGUGGCGCGGAUGGGCCGCUGGUGCGCCGACAGUCUUCAGGGCAAGGAGUACCCGCACUUCGUCCAGUGAACUGCCCACUGCGCCAAACUGCCAAGCACAGCAAGAGAGAGUGUGUGACAGCAGUCACCCAUCUUUGCCAAUGAAGUACAAUCAUGAAGGGAAAGUGAAAGAUCGGGAAUUGCACCUACCACUGGUACUCCCCAGACGAGGACCGCGUCGUAACCAAAGCGAAAAUGUGUUAUUCUUUAGCCCUGCUGUGAUCUAUAGCCAUAGGGACCAUGCAAGAAAUCGGUUGUUUGUGCAAAGACGAAACUGCACAAGGGUUUUGGUUGCGGAACGUAAAGCUCCGAAACUUUGUGCAUGUCCGUGCUCAAACCUGCAACUUAUAUUUUUGUACAUUUCUACUUGAUGUCAAAGUGUCUAAAUACAUCCUCCGCGCGCGACUCGCGUGCGGUGAAACCCA
Messenger RNA from Thrips palmi, 1468 nucleotides. Its product is annotated as luciferin sulfotransferase-like. The transcript is spliced from 6 exons. Gene Ontology annotation, biological process: sulfation. The coding region runs from base 121 to 1074 and encodes 317 amino acids. The record is from RefSeq and is a predicted model, not a curated record. Lineage: Eukaryota; Metazoa; Arthropoda; Insecta; Thysanoptera; Thripidae. Gene Ontology annotation, cellular component: cytoplasm. Gene Ontology annotation, molecular function: sulfotransferase activity.